Molecule: messenger RNA, 2116 nt
Organism: Nelumbo nucifera (sacred lotus)
Lineage: Eukaryota; Viridiplantae; Streptophyta; Magnoliopsida; Proteales; Nelumbonaceae
Product: endoglucanase 17-like
Biological process (GO): carbohydrate metabolic process
Molecular function (GO): hydrolase activity, hydrolyzing O-glycosyl compounds
Source: RefSeq, a predicted model, not a curated record
AAGAACAAAAGCAAAAUAACGAAAGUUCAGAAAUGCAGAGGCAGUUUUGCUUAUAAAUAAGAGAGCAAUGUCUCAGAGGGACUUGCAGGUUGGUUGGGGCAGUUGAGUUGGUUAGGCAGCUUAAAAUGGCUUUUUCUGUUCCCUUCCCCUCUUACUUUACUCUGAUCCUCCUCUGUUUCUUUACCUCCCUGUUCCCCUGCAAUGCCUUUCCAUCCCAACAAUACCACCACCCUAACCAUCGUCACUUUGCUCGUCACAACUACAGAGAUGCUCUCACCAAAUCAAUCCUCUUCUUUGAAGGACAAAGAUCUGGGAAGCUCCCUUCUAACCAGAGGAUAACAUGGAGAAGAAACUCUGGUCUCUCCGAUGGCUCGGCCAUGCAUGUUGAUUUGGUGGGAGGAUAUUAUGAUGCUGGGGAUAAUGUGAAGUUCGGGUUUCCCAUGGCUUUCACGACCACCAUGCUUUCAUGGAGUGUUCUCGAGUUUGGUGGACUGAUGAAGGGCGAGUUACAGAACGCAAGGAUCGCCAUUCGUUGGGCUACUGAUUACCUUCUCAAAGCUACCUCUCACCCCGACACCAUUUACGUUCAGGUUGGUGAUGCUAACAAGGAUCAUGCUUGUUGGGAGAGACCCGAAGACAUGGACACUCCAAGAAGUGUUUUCAAGAUUGACAAAAGCAACCCUGGUUCGGAUGUAGCUGCAGAAACUGCUGCUGCUCUUGCAUCUGCUUCUUUGGUCUUUAGAAGAUCUGACCCCUCUUACUCCAGGCUUCUCCUUACAAGAGCUAUCAGGGUGUUUGCUUUUGCUGACAAGUACAGAGGCUCCUACAGCAAUGGUCUGAAACCAUAUGUCUGCCCUUUCUACUGCUCUUAUUCAGGUUAUCAGGAUGAACUGUUGUGGGGAGCUGCCUGGUUACACAGAGCCACCAGAAACCGGGCUUAUUUGAACUACAUUCAAGUCAAUGGGCAGACCCUUGGAGCAGAUGAAUCAGACAACAUAUUUGGAUGGGAUAACAAGCAUGUUGGAGCACGUAUUCUUUUAUCCAAGGCAUUUCUUGUCCAAAAGGUGCAAGCCCUCCAUGAUUACAAAGGCCAUGCAGAUAACUACAUAUGUUCUCUCAUUCCUGGGAACCCAUUCUCUCAAUCCCAAUACACCCCAGGAGGACUGCUGUUUAGGAUGAGUGACAGCAAUAUGCAGUAUGUGACCUCCACUUCAUUUCUUCUGUUAACUUACGCAAAGUACUUGACCACUGCUCACAAGGUGGUCAGCUGCGGUGGAAUGACGGUCACCCCAAAGAGGCUCCGGACCAUCGCCAAGAAACAGGUGGACUACCUGCUGGGAGACAACCCAUUGAAGAUGUCCUACAUGGUGGGGUACGGAGCAAGGUACCCACAGAGGAUACACCACAGGGGGUCAUCACUGCCGUCCAUCGCCGUUCAUCCAGCCAAGAUCCAAUGUUCCUCUGGGUUCAGUGCACUGAAAUCGCCGGCCCCAAAUCCCAACAUCCUGGUCGGAGCAGUCGUCGGUGGGCCUGACCAACACGAUCAGUUCCCGGACCAGAGAACCGACUACGAGCAAUCGGAGCCUGCCACUUACAUCAACGCUCCCUUGGUGGGUGCACUUGCAUAUCUAGCUCACUCCUUUGGCCAGCUCUGAUGUACAAGACGUCAAGAGCAAGAGAGAAGCAAGCACAAGGCAGAAGCACACCAUUUAACUUUCUUUGGCCUCUUUUAAUUUAUAUAAUUUUUAACUUUAGAGGAUGUAAUUGGAUGGAGGGGGUUAUAGAUUAUAAGUUUAUAGAGUCCAGGUGUCUAAAGCCCCACUGCCAUAUCUAACGAUAUGAUCCAGCAGACACUUAGACAAGGAAUCUAUUUUUAUAUAUAGUUAACCAUACUUGGUUAUAGGAUCGAUGGAUGGCUUGAUAUUGCGUGUUUGGGUUUGGUGCCGGAAAUGGGAAUGGCAUUUGUUAUUUAUCAAAACAUAUAUAAGUAAUGUAUGUAUUGGGACUUGUAUUUUGUCUGUAUGCUUGUAUUGUAUUGUACGGCAGAGAGAGUGUGCACUGUGGAGUAUGGAAUUGAACAAGAUAUCCCUUCCAACUUGGAGGAGUUAUUACUUAA